Messenger RNA from Naegleria fowleri, 1506 nucleotides. RefSeq lists its product as uncharacterized. Bases 1 to 1506 code for a protein of 501 amino acids. Lineage: Eukaryota; Heterolobosea; Eutetramitea; Acrasida; Naegleriidae. The transcript has 2 exons. The record is from RefSeq and is a predicted model, not a curated record.
AUGUACAGUGAUUCCUUCUCUCUUUUUGAAAUAUCCAAAACUGACAGUGUGAUUUCAAGUUAUAAUUACCAACGACAACAACAACUCCUUCUAGAUAACAACAACAACAAUCACAUUUUAGACUCCGUUGUCACGAAUGGUAGCAAUUUUCCUGUCAAUGUUUUCAAUUUAACUGUGCAACCCAUGUCUCCCUACGAUAUUACUUUCUUCUCUUUUGGUUUAUUGGUUUGUGUGGUGAAUAUUUUCUUUGCUUUCUCUGUAUUAUUGAAUCAUCGAUUUCGAGUUGUGAGAAGUAAACAACCGAAAAUGAUGGCAACAAGUGUCUUGUUUGGAACAAUUGCCUAUAUAUCGUAUGCCUAUACGAACAACAUGAUCACGAAUCAUCCAUAUUUGUGCGUUUUGGUGAAUAUUUGGCUGCUAUUGUUGUCUUUAUUGGGAUGGAUCUGCUGUAUCAUUGUGAGGUUACUCACGAUAUUCAUCUUAUUUAAUAUUAUGGCCAAGUACAAUAUCAAGCGAAAAAUUCCAACCUUUUUAUGGUUUCUCACUUUGAUGGUGCCAGUAGUGAUUUGUUGUAUUGUUUCAACUGUACUCGAUCACAAUAACUUUGCAGGCUCAGAUUCAUCUUGCAGAUUUAGUACAGGAGGAUUUGCAAUUUUGGUUGCACUCGCAGGAUUUUAUGUCAUUUUACUCUUAGUAAUUUCCAUUCUCACCAUUAAUAUUCGUAGAGCUUACAAAGAUACCAAAAUUGAAGUCAUCAUGCUUGUGCUGGUCAUAUUCAGCACCAUCUUUAUUGCAGUGUGCUAUUCGAUUCGACUGAAUCUAUUAAUUCCCAUUCGAAUUUUAAUUUCCUAUGUUCCUCUUUUUCUCUAUUCUCUGUAUUUUUAUUUGGUCAUGUACAAAGUGGUAUGGUAUACCAUACGAAGUUGGUUAGGGUGCACAAAUUUCAGAAGAGAUUGUUCCUAUUUUGAAGAUUGGGAUAUAAGAUUCUUCUUAGACUCUAAUAACACCAUUUUCAGUAACGAACAAGUGAGAAGAGUCAUGAAUUUAGAGACCUCCAAUAUGUUGAGUCAUCAAUUAAUUGGUCGAGAUGACGACUUGGCAAACGGUAUUGCAUCUGUUGGAAGUGCAGGUCUAGAUGACGAUAAUUUUUUAGGAAACUCUUCCACGAGCUUGUUCAAACGUUUUGGCUCUUCUUAUUACUUGCCUGAAUUGGGUCGCCAUAAUAGCGCUUCAGAUGCUGGAAUGCAAAACAACACUCCACUACAACAUCGAGCUCGUAAUCAAACAGCCUUCAGAAGUAUUUGGAAGGCUCUCGGAGAAGGAGUGGCAAAAACUUACGUUGAUGGAGAUGAGGUCAUCACUCAACAAGAUAUAUUAAGGCAAACAGUGGUGAAUAAUAUGAAUAUUAAUUUGGACGAUGAAUACUAUUCGCCACACAAGAGAAGUAAUACGACUACAGACGCUCAGAGUGGUCAUCAUCUUUCUAAGGAGAACAAGCGAUAUUGA